Messenger RNA from Plodia interpunctella (Indianmeal moth), 1859 nucleotides. Its product is annotated as pancreatic lipase-related protein 2-like. Gene Ontology annotation, molecular function: lipase activity. NCBI's taxonomy places the organism in Eukaryota, Metazoa, Arthropoda, Insecta, Lepidoptera, Pyralidae. The transcript is spliced from 3 exons. Gene Ontology annotation, biological process: lipid catabolic process. The record is from RefSeq and is a predicted model, not a curated record. Bases 539 to 1630 code for a protein of 363 amino acids.
ACUCGACAACAAAAAUUGUGACUAAAGCUACAACUGCACGAUUAGCACGCGAGGUACUCGCACCCAACUUUUAGUCUUUUACAUAUUAUUUAAGUAUAUGACCAGAAACAAAGUAGAAUGUUUAGCAAAUAAUAUGAAAAUAAAUGAUUUGUUUGUAUAUGAAAGAUUUCAGGGACUUUUCAAAAUAUUAGAAUUAUAGACCACCACGACAAUUCUCGUCAAUUCGUCAUAACAACAGGCACUUCCCGACAAAACUACUUUACUUUUAAUGAGAAAAUUCCGUUUUAUAUAAACAAACCAAAUGUCUAAAGGUUAAACUGCCAUUUAAAAUUAACACUUAAAGAAUAUAAAAAGCAGUUGUAAAUACUUGUAACUCUUAUUCUUGUACAAUAUUUGUUAAGUUAUGUUAGGUCCAGGGUCUUGGGGUGUGGUGUUCCAAAAGAACAAAAUAUAGUCAUAGAAUAUUUUGAUAUACAUUUAUCAGUUUCUACAACAGAAAGGUGUGAUUUCGAUUUUUUUGUACGACAUAGUGUAAAAAAUGUUUCUCCUGUACGUUGUUCCUGUACUUACGAUUUUGGCAAGCAGUGUGAAUGCAUUUAUAAGUAACAAAACUUUGGAAGGAUAUCCCGCUGGAUUUCUGCCAGAUUGUCCCGGCUCAUUGAAGCCCGUUACGAUUUCGAAAGAAAACCUCAGAUAUGUUGAAAUAUAUGUCUCAGGGGCAAAAGCUCCUCAAGGAAAAAGGAUUCUUUAUACAUACCAGACUAUGGCAGCUAUGGCAAAAGACCCUACGAUGGAUUAUAGUCGACGAACCCUGUUCUAUAUAGGGGGGUACAUGGACACAGCUGACUAUCCAUUGGGUACUACCAUGGAGAUAUUUUAUAAGAAAAAGGGUUAUAACGUGUGGCUACUUGAUGCUCUAAGGUUUAUGAUCAACGAAUAUCCUGUAGCAGUGAGAUUCAUGCCGACAGUAGCCGAAAUCGUUGUCGACAUGAUAAUAAAUUUGGAAAAAGCCAACGUUGGGUUUGACCCGAAGAAAUUCGAUCUAGCAGGCUUCAGUCUCGGUGCACAAACUAUGGGUUACAUCGGCAAAUAUUAUAGGAAACGAACCGGUGUAAAAUUUAGCAGAAUGACGGCUUUGGAUCCCUCUGGAUUGUGCUUCAGGAACCGAAAACCUGAUGAGAGACUAGACACAGAAGAUGCCGACGAAAUCGUGGCUAUUAUGACCAAUAUCGAUAAUUGGGGAUCUCCAGCUCCUGUCGGCCACGUCAACUUUUACGUCAACGGGGGAGAAAAGCAACCAGGACAAAUUCAGUGGACUAAAUGCGAAGUGGGUUGCAGCCAUUUUAGGGCAUACUUUCUAAACCUGGCUGCACUAGAUAAUGACGAUCAAUUUAUCGGUGUUAAGUGCAACAGUGUGCAAGAAGCGAGAGACAAUCAAUGCUAUCGUAAUAAACCGUUGGUUACUAACGUCGCUGGCUGGAAUACGAAUUUCAGCAAUCCAGGAAUAUUUUACUUGCCAACUGGUAAUAUUUACCCUUAUUUUAUUGGGAAGAGAGGGUUGAAAGAAGGUAACGACGCGUUUUCCGUGAACUUAAGAGCGGCAAAUAAAGAUGAUAUAGUAUAUUUGUGAUGUAUAUAUAUAUAUAUAGUAAUAUCGUAGUUAUAUUUCCAUUGACAGUUAUAUUACCCGUGCAUUUAAGUUGAGAAAAAAUGAAAAAAGUUAAAUUGAUAAUGUAUACACUUACUUAAUUGAGAAUUCGCCUUUGUAUAUAGUAACUAUGUAUCAACUGAUAUUAUUUUAAUAAAUACACAAAUAUCAUUUUAAAAUAAAGGCAUUACGAGAUAUUUUGACUGCGAAA